AUGCCAGAUACGGACUUUGAUUGGACGGACUUUACCCUCAUCCCUGGUCACAUCUCAUGCGGCCUUGUACCCUGGACGCGUGAGAGGAUGGUCAUGCCCGUCGAACAGUUCUCUUCGGUGGUGGAGUUCGCCAAUUCAUGCUAUCGAUAUCUGUACGUCGAUUCGAUGCCGGAUCUUCCACAUCGGCCACCAACCGUGGUGAACGAUCUGUUGAGAGAUAAAAUGAAGCGAAAAGGUCGUCAAAAAGCGGAAAACAACGACAAAGGCGGCCAAUCAAUGCUCGGUCUCCGACCUCCAACGGCCCUAGCCUUUACCGACUUCGGCUUGGGCAUCCUUUUCUGCGACCUUUCCACCAAGCUCCUCGUCGCAGCCCGGAGCUUGUUAUGGGGUGGCGGUUCGACGCCCAUCCUGACUCCCCCGCCGCCUCCAAGUCCUGAAGAAGCAUGUCGGAUCCGAUCCAAGGCCGCCUCGGACCUGCUGUCGCUCAUCCCUAAGAGCGUAGCAAGGAGGUUCUUUGGUGCGGCCAGUAGGGGGAAUACCACUCGAGUUCCUGCUGCUGGUGGCGAUGACAUUGAUAUUGAUGGCGGUGGUGCAACAGCAGCCGACUCGGACGAUGAAGUGCAACGGGAAGUCGAGGAAAGGAUUUUGGGGUGGACCGACGACGUCGAAAUGAACAAGUUCGUGGUCUAUGCUGUUCUAGAGCAUGUCGUGCUCAGACUGAUCCCAGAGAUGGUUGGCAAGACGCCCAGUGAGCUUUUGGCUGAGAGGGGGGUGUCACUGACUGAGACUUCGGACAUGGAUGGGGAUGUCAAUGGACAUGGAGAGAAGGAAAAGCGUCAGUCUGAUACGGUGAAAUAA
This is a messenger RNA of Capronia epimyces CBS 606.96, 858 nucleotides long. RefSeq lists its product as uncharacterized. Lineage: Eukaryota; Fungi; Ascomycota; Eurotiomycetes; Chaetothyriales; Herpotrichiellaceae. The transcript has 3 exons. The record is from RefSeq and is a predicted model, not a curated record. The coding region runs from base 1 to 858 and encodes 285 amino acids.